Molecule: messenger RNA, 231 nt
Organism: Penicillium alfredii
Lineage: Eukaryota; Fungi; Ascomycota; Eurotiomycetes; Eurotiales; Aspergillaceae
Exons: 2
Coding region: 1-231 (76 amino acids)
Source: RefSeq, a predicted model, not a curated record
AUGGCCUCCAGUUUCAUCCCCUCCUCUUUGCUGCCGUCAUGGUGGGAGUGCCGCGCAGCAAAGGAUGUCGUACAUGCCUACGACGACGAGUCAAGUGUGAUGAAACACGACCUGCAUGCCAACGCUGCGAAACACGAGGUCAACAGUGUCCCGGUUAUGAGAAAGCCCCGAAAUUUCGCCAUUACUCUGCUCCCAGUGGACAUAGCAAUGCCAAAGCUCAGCCAGUCGUAA